Saprolegnia parasitica CBS 223.65 is the source of this 1344-nucleotide messenger RNA. RefSeq lists its product as hypothetical. Gene Ontology annotation, biological process: neuron development; heterophilic cell-cell adhesion. The record is from RefSeq and is a predicted model, not a curated record. Gene Ontology annotation, cellular component: neuron projection. The transcript has 5 exons. NCBI's taxonomy places the organism in Eukaryota, Oomycota, Saprolegniomycetes, Saprolegniales, Saprolegniaceae. Gene Ontology annotation, molecular function: protein heterodimerization activity; cell adhesion molecule binding; protein homodimerization activity. The annotation marks the transcript as partial.
GCCACGAUCACGAUUCGGCGCGUUUGCGUUGGCGCCAGGCACGUACGGCUUUACGCUCAACGGCAUCACCACCCCGGGUUCGUCCUGCAACGCGUACUACCCCGAACGGGUGGCUUGGUGCCGUGGGAGUCGUACACGGUCUCGACGCUGGACGCAGCGCAGAACGUCUAUGAGUCCAUAUCGGUGCCCGGGAGUGCGAUCAUCAAGUCGCACUUGUACUUUGGCCGCGUCCGGACGCUCGCGACGACGCCAUCGACUUUGACGUCGGCCACGAUCCUCUUUAAUACGCUGCUACGCAUCCCAAGUGGCGGCAAGGUUCUUGUGACCUUUCCGACCGGGUAUGCGAUUGCGGACCCAGGCUGGACGCUCUCGGGGUGGGUCGGCCUCAGCGCCGCAAGCACAGCAUCCAUUGCGGGCUUGACGCUGACGAUUACGAGUGCGACCGCCGUCGCCCCGAUGCUUGGCAUCCAAGUCACGCUCUCGGGCGUCACGACCCCACCGCUCAACACAAUCGGCACGUACAUGAUCGUGACCCAAGACAGCGACGGCAACGUCAUUGAAGACGCGGCCAACAUUGGCGGCGUCGGCUGCUACUUUCUGAACGAAUGCAGCGGACAUGGCGACUGCACGCUCAUGAGCUCCAAGUGCAUUUGCAACGCAGGGUGGGGCGCCCCGACCGACAUCUCGAUCGGCGGAGCCCCCGACUGCUCGCGACGAACAUGUCCGUCGGGGCUCGCUUGGAACGACGUCCCCACGGCGCCAACCGUCGCCCACACAACGCUCGCCGAGUGCAGCAACCAAGGCUCGUGCAACCGCACCAGCGGUGUAUGCAACUGCUUUCCCGGCUACACGGGCAGCGCUUGUGAUCGCAUGUCGUGUCCCAACGACUGCUCGGGGCACGGCGCCUGCUUGAGUCUGCAAGAGAUGGCGACGCUGACGACUGCUGUGCCGGUCGCGAGUGCCACUACGUACUCGCUGUGGGAUGCGACGCGCAUUUACGGCUGCGUCUGCGACUCGUCGUGGCCGGUCGGACUGGAGGCCGGCCAAACACGCGUACCCGAGUGGUUUGGGGCCGACUGUUCGAUGCGUCACUGCCCGAGUGGUGACGAUCCCAUGACGGCAGUGGACGAAACCAACUGCGGCGGUGUUGCGGCGCCUGGCGGAGCGGUGGGGGCCGUUGGCAACCUCUGCUACAACGAGUGCUCGGGCCGCGGCGUGUGCUACUACCAAUCCGGCCAAUGUCGGUGCUUUGACGGCUUUGAAGGGCUUGCGUGCAACAUCCAAAACGUCCUCUUUGACGAUGGCAACCGCAGUGCGCUCGACAUCGCACUCGCUGGCUACUGA